Molecule: messenger RNA, 426 nt
Organism: Rhododendron vialii
Lineage: Eukaryota; Viridiplantae; Streptophyta; Magnoliopsida; Ericales; Ericaceae
Exons: 1
Coding region: 81-287 (68 amino acids)
Source: RefSeq, a predicted model, not a curated record
AACCAAAAAAUAUCUACAAACACCAACAAAUAUAAGGAGAGAGAGAGAGAGAGAGAGAGAGAGAGAGAGAGAGAGAGAGAAUGUGUCUGGGGUACGUAUGUGAGGAAAAGGAGGUAGAGUUGGGGAGAGAGCAAGCCCCUGGGGGAUGCCCACACUGUGGAGGAAAGGUGGAAGCUGUGGAUGUGGAGAGGAAGUGGAGGUUCUGCUUUCUUCCCAUUUGCUGCAAGAUCAAAAGGAAGUAUUUAUGUACUCUGUGUGCCAAACGUUUGAUCUUCUUGUACCCAUAGAUAGACAAUCAUGGCAGGCUUAUAUUCCGUCCGUUCCAAUUUAUUUGUCCGUUUUUCUUACUUCAACGCGUUUCGAAAUAUUUGUUCGAUUUUAAGUUCAACGAACUUUUAAUUGCACAAGAGCAAUCAGUUAGCAUUU